Messenger RNA from Danaus plexippus (monarch butterfly), 2024 nucleotides. RefSeq lists its product as uncharacterized. The transcript is spliced from 5 exons. Bases 514 to 1173 code for a protein of 219 amino acids. Lineage: Eukaryota; Metazoa; Arthropoda; Insecta; Lepidoptera; Nymphalidae. The record is from RefSeq and is a predicted model, not a curated record.
UAUCAGAAAAGGCUGUUGUCAUAUAGCCUUCGUGUAGUAUUUGCAUACCUCAAAAUUAUUAAGAUUGUCUAUGAUCAAAAUGAGUACGUCAUACAGCAAACUAAACUCUAACUUGGAUCUCAGAUGUCAAGUGUUGUUUGGUGUGAAUGUGCGCGCUUCGAACUAUGUAAUGCAGUAAUAUUUUUUAUAUGAGUGAACUCGUGUUAAAUCUCACCAUAAGUUUAAAAUAAUAAAAAUUUUCGUAGAAAAAAAUCACAAUAGUUCGAUAAUUAAGAUAUUCGUUUUCAAUAAGUGAGUAAUUUAAAACUUAUAUCCUGUUCGAAGUUCAAAACAAGGCCGCGUUUUAUAGUGUAUUAACAAAAUUUCUUUGUUUUGUACAUGGGAAGGAAAAUAGAAAACAAUGCACUCCGCUGAGUAUUAGAAUGGAAAAUCAUAUAAAAAGUGAAUGAUGUGACGUAGCGCCAUCUAUUGACGGCCGCUUGUAUUUAAAUAGUGGUUUGAUUAAUAACGAAAAUGAAGUUAAAUUUAUUUAAAAGGUCUAUGAUAUUUGCUACGUUUUUUGGCUCGUGCCUCUGUAUAGCGCUGAUUGUGGCUUCAUUGGGCACCACGCAUUGGGUGGACGCUAGAGCGAAACGUUUGUCAAAUACAUUGGACUCUGAGGGUAGAAUUAGCUUUGGUCUCUUUGAAGGUCACAAAGAACUAAACUUUGGAGGGUACGGAUGGAGAUAUUAUGAAUUCAGUAUCCGCACCGGCACUCACCCGGCCCGCCGCUGGGCCUGGUGCGGCACAGCGGCACAGCUCGCUGCGGCACUUGCCGCUGCAGGUGGAGCUUGUUUACUAGCGGCACUGGGAUCUGCCGCUAGGAAUGCCUGCUCACCAAAACCAUUGCUUGUCUGUAACGGUGCCACUGUUUUAUUCAGUCUGGGUGCGAUAGCGGUAUGGCUGACAGAAUUCUUCCUACGUCUUCAGCACAAUGUAAUGUCGGACGAGGACCUUGCCAACACAUGGUCUUCAGACAUGACUGCGGAUUUAGGAACCUCGUUUUGGCUAGUGGUGUCUUCUUGUAUAGCCGCCUUCAUCAAUAUCAUAUGUAUCCUGGUAGCUGCAUCUGAAACGGAGCCUAAUGCACCGGCCUUAGAAGAAAAACUCAAUGGAGCGAUUAUGUUGUAUUAAUAGUUUAAAAUAUUUAACAAGCUAGCGACGGUAUUAUCUACGGACUGUUUAUGCUCGCAUUGUUUAUGUCACUUUGAAGUUUUACUCAGUAUUAUAAGAAUUCAUAAGUAUUAUAAAAACAUUUACAUAAAGUGCUCAAAUAUCCGUCCGAAAGAUUAUUUCUGAGAUUUAAUCGUCUACAUUAUUAAGUGUAAGUAAGUUUAAGUUAAUAAGGCUGAUAAUUUGGGUAAGACGAACAUCUGACGCACAUCCGUCCUGUAACUAACGCCAUCUCUUGAUAACAUGAAGGAACUAAAGUUUUAUUGUAUAUGUUUGUAGAGCUGAUAAUGUUUUGGCCACUUCAAUGAAGUUGGAGAGGAAUUAAAAUUAUACGAAACAUCAAAUAUUAAUUCUCUCUCAAGGACUUAACUUUUCAUUUUCCUUUUUAAUCUUUAUAUAUAGAAUAUUUUGAUUAAGUGCUCCUAUUUGUAUGUUGUUUCAAUGUUUUAUACUUAAUACAUUCCUAUCGCAUUUCAACAAGGAACAGAUACUUCCAAACGAAAAUGUACAAAAGUUUUUAUAAAUAAAAUGUUAGUAUUAGCCUUUUUUAACAAUUGUCUCUCCUUUAUAUAUAGAGCAGUAAAAGGAGUAAGUUCAAAAUAUUCAAGCAUUAAAAUAAAGUAUUACAAGGAAAGAUUUACUGAAGUUUUUUUAUGUCUCUAUAUGAUUACAAUUAUAUCUCAAUGAACUUGUGUUGUGUAUGAUCUGUUCUUAAUUAGUGCCAUUAGUUUAAGCAUUUUUAUGUUUUCUAACUAGUUUUAAUGUAUAACAUUCCAUCCAAAUGUUCUUUUAUUAAAACUAAUCAAAUUUUA